Ruditapes philippinarum (Manila clam) is the source of this 2126-nucleotide messenger RNA. RefSeq lists its product as uncharacterized. NCBI's taxonomy places the organism in Eukaryota, Metazoa, Mollusca, Bivalvia, Venerida, Veneridae. Bases 651 to 1277 code for a protein of 208 amino acids. The transcript is spliced from 4 exons. The record is from RefSeq and is a predicted model, not a curated record.
UAUGUAUAUUACCAUCAUGUAUUAACAUUUACAUCAUCCUUAAACCAGGUAAACAUUGAACUGUUAAAAUGAUAAAAUUCAAUAAUAAACGUGAUUAGAUAACACCCUUUGAAAUACUUUAUAAACUUGUUUUAGUUUAACAAUAGUCCAGGCAACUUCACCUCUGAUCAUUAAAUGAAAGACGGAUCUUAACAUGUUAAUUUUAAAUUGGAUUUAAAUACUUUGAUUGUUUUAUGGUAGGUGAUAAGAUUCAGUGUAUAAAGGGCACCCGCUUAAUUCAUGUAGAGAGUAUGAUUAAAUUAGGGGGCGGUAUCUCGGUUGUUUGUGUCAUACUAAAUAUUGGAUUAUCAUCGACAAACAAUGUGGAACCACAUACUACUGAAAAAGAUUCGCCCAGGAAACAAAGUACCGAAAAUCUGACGCCACACAUUACGCACAAGUUAAACAGUACUACAUCAACAAGAUCAGUUAUAUCCACAGCUUCAAAAUCGCUACAAAGUUCAACACCUUAUUUAGUGUCAACAGUAACUUCCACCUCCGUAUCGUCAUCUUAUUCAACCUCAAUACCAAUACAUUUUUCAACGACGUCAGUGUCUUCAAAAUAAAAUUCAUCGCUGAUUUCUACUUCUCCAAAACUUUCAAACGCACCAAUGACGUCACAAACAUCUUUGUCUACUUCAAAAAUGCGUUCACCAACAUCAAAUGAUUUUGCACCAAGCACAAUGCCUUUCAUCUCAUAUUCGGAUGAAUCUUCAACAAUGCCGUCUGCUAAUAAGACGUCGACUCAAAAUCCAGGUUUAGGAGGUUUGCACAUCAACACGGAUCUUGUGUUGGAAAUCGUUUUCAUUGUCAUUUGCCUCGCCAUUGCCGGAGGUUUCAUAACAUAUGUUCUUAAAAAGAAAGGAAUUAUACCCUGCCAACGAUGUAAAAGCUGUCUCCCUGGACGGCGCAGACGAUUAUCUUCAACAUCGAGUCGAGGACCUCUUACACAAGAUGAUGCAACCUUCGUCAAUAUCUCGGAUCCCCCGAGACAAGAGCGAGAACUUUUCUCAAUUGGAGACCAAGAUGGCGGACAAGAUGGCCGACAAAGAUCUAUGCAGCGACGUGGCACGGAGGAUGAUUACUUUUAUGAUGAAAUUUUUGGACAGUCAGCGUUUGUUGAUGAAACAACGAAUAGAGCUAACACUUAUUUAUCAGUUGCUGAUGAUGACGAUGAUGAUAUACUUAGCGGUUUGAACGUCCCAGAUCUUGUUUUUAAAACACCAAACAAAAUGUGAAAAUUGAAAAUGAAUUCUGAGUUUGAUAUUAUGUGCUUAAGUAACCAGAAACAGUUUUGCUAAGAUAUAAGAAAUCAUGAAAUUUACAUGUUAAUAUUAAUGUUUAUACCCUCUAACACGGAUACCAUCAGGCAUAAAGUAAAUUAUAUUUAAAACAUUGUGAUGCACAUUGGGCACAUAUUGACCCAUUUGUUCAAAGAAUUUAUUAGGAAAUGGGAGAAUGCAUACAGUGCCUGUUUGUUUGUUUGUGUGUUUGUUUCUUUUGUGGCAACUGUUCAGCAAAUGUGGCUUAGAAUUGCCGCAUUGACUAUUGAUACUCUCAUGUGCAAAAUUGAUUUGCAUAUCAUUUCAUUUCAUUACAUUUUUAUACUAUCUUUAUAUAUUUAAAAUAACAAUAUACAUUAUUUUGCAUAUUUUUUUAUUAAUUUUUCACAAAAUAUUACAUUACUGUUCAUUCCUAUAGACACGUGUCUUAUCAAAUAUAUUCAUAAAUGUGUCUUUUAGAUAUGCAUCAUGCCAUUUACAUUUUCAAAAUUAUAUUAAAUACAGACGUGUAUUAUAACGUGCAAUAACUCUAUACAAUUAAAACGUUUUGUUCAACAUUAAAAAAUGAAGAGAGUUUAUCAAUUAAAGUAAUUGGUUCAUGUUACAAAAGAGUUUACUUUAUAUCGUUUCAUUAUCUAAACUCCCCGCAGCGGUUACUUCCCCUGAUCCGUACGGAAACCACUGCCACCACGUCAGAGGCAAUACAUGUAUAUUUUUUCACUUUUAAUUUUAUAAUAGAAUACUUUAUAUAAUUUUAGUUUCUUUCAUUAAAUUGCUAUGCUUAUUGUACAAGAAUGUAAAAAA